AGUAUUCUUGGCAAGUGGUAACAUUGGCUUUAGUUACGUCAAAAUCGAAUCGCUCAAGGUUGCGGCUGUGCGCAUGUUAUUUAAACGAAUAUAAUAAUUUUUAAUUAGUCGUGCUUCGCAAUUUCAUGUGGAGUAGGUUUCUUCGACCGUUAUCCAGUUAUUUUAAUAAAAUGUUGCCCGAAGUGGUUUUUGUGUUGGGAGCUCCAGGUGCCGGCAAGGGCACUCAAUGUACCUUUAUUUCCAAAGAAUUCGGAUUCGUACAUCUCUCUGCCGGCGAUUUACUGCGCGAGGAGCGUCAGAGGCCCGGCUCUGAGUAUGGAGAAAUGAUCGAAGAGAAGAUCCGGAACGGCGAGAUCGUCCCCGUAGAGGUUACGUGUUCGCUUUUACACAAAGCGAUGCAGAAGUCUGGUAAGACGCGGUUUUUGAUCGACGGCUUCCCUCGUAACAAGGAUAAUCUAGAAGGCUGGGAGCGUGUCAUGUCUGAUAAAGUUAAAUUGCUGUUCGUGUUAUUUUUCGAGUGUUCGAGGGACUUGUGCACGGAGCGCUGCCUGGGACGCGGCGCGGCGGGUAGUGGCCGCUCCGACGACAACCUUGAAAGUCUGCAGAAGAGAUUCAACACAUACCUCAACGCCACCAUGCCCAUCAUAGAACAUUACGAGCAGAAAGAUCUGGUGCGUAGGGUCAACGCCGAGUCGCCCCCUGAGGAUGUGUUUGCAGAUGUCAAAAAACAUUUCAAUGAAUUACAUCGGAUAGAGAAUUAAAUAGUAAAUCAACUUAUCUUACUGUUAAGCAUAAUUGCUGCUGGAGAUUUAAAUCAAAUUUGAAUAUAAAUAAAGUUGUAUAGUGCUAAAUUAGUAAAUAUCUGCAAAAUUGUGAGCCUUGUACACUUAAUUUAUUUAUUAAUUCCUAAGGAAUAUUAUUUGGUGAAGUUUAAGACUUCCUUUAUUUAUUCACAGCCAGUGAACAGUAUUGUAAAAAACUACAGCUGAAAUAAAAAUGAUAAGUUUGAAUAGCAAUAAAGCAAGGUUGCCAUGAAUUGUGAGACCUUCACUGUAAUGUGGCAUUGUUAUUUUUUACUGUACAUUCCAACUAAGGUUAAAAGUCACUUUUGCAAGUCAUGUUUCUUGAAGCUUUAAGUAAUCUAUGUUUAAUCCUUUCUUGUGCCAUACACUGCAGUAUCAAGUAUUUUUUUCAAUUAAAGAAAAUCAAAUCGUACUUAGAAUCUUACAAGCUUACUGUUUAACUUUAAUGUAUUAAUGAGAAAACUUAUCAAUUUGUGAAAUAAAGUUACUACCAGUAGGAAAUUAUGUCAAGUUAUAAAAUAGCAAUAAACUUCUGUGCUAUAAAAUUUUAAUAGCAUUGAAAUUCCAAAUAAUAAAAUAAAUGGUUAUGUAUUAUAUGUAAAUAAAGACCAAAGUUAUAAAACCAAA
Messenger RNA from Bicyclus anynana (squinting bush brown), 1430 nucleotides. RefSeq names its product UMP-CMP kinase (gene Dak1). The transcript has a single exon. The coding region runs from base 126 to 761 and encodes 211 amino acids. Lineage: Eukaryota; Metazoa; Arthropoda; Insecta; Lepidoptera; Nymphalidae. Gene Ontology annotation, cellular component: nucleus; cytoplasm. Gene Ontology annotation, molecular function: ATP binding; UMP kinase activity. The record is from RefSeq and is a predicted model, not a curated record. Gene Ontology annotation, biological process: UDP biosynthetic process; 'de novo' pyrimidine nucleobase biosynthetic process; CDP biosynthetic process.